AUGAACUUCUUUCAUCGUACAACUUUAGCCCGUAGGAAAAGAAAUACGAUUAAAAGACUUUGGGAUGACUCAGGGCGUUGGCAUGUGGGCCAACAAGCAGUCUCGAACUAUUUUGUGCAAAAUUAUCAGCAUUUGUUUACUGUUGGUGACAGCCCGCAGUCUUGGCCGGUGCUGGAGUCUUUUCCCCGACGGCUCGAGGAGUAUGAUAAUGAAGCCUUGCUCCGACCAUUUUCUAGAGAAGAAAUCUUUGACGCUCUUAAGCAAAUGGGGAAGAGGAAGGCACCAGGCGCCGACGGUCUCUCAGUGUUCUUUUUCCGUAGGUAUUGGCAUGUGAUUGGGGAUGAAGUGGUUGCUAACAUUGUACAGAUCCUCACGACGGGGAUGAAGUGGUUUCUAUCCUUUAUAAAAUUAUUUCGAAGGUCCUGGCUAACAGGAUGA
This is a messenger RNA of Linum trigynum, 438 nucleotides long. NCBI's taxonomy places the organism in Eukaryota, Viridiplantae, Streptophyta, Magnoliopsida, Malpighiales, Linaceae. The record is from the annotation of a GenBank genome assembly.